This is a messenger RNA of Scomber scombrus (Atlantic mackerel), 1425 nucleotides long. Its product is annotated as acidic mammalian chitinase-like. Lineage: Eukaryota; Metazoa; Chordata; Actinopteri; Scombriformes; Scombridae. Gene Ontology annotation, molecular function: chitinase activity; chitin binding. The record is from RefSeq and is a predicted model, not a curated record. Gene Ontology annotation, cellular component: extracellular region. Gene Ontology annotation, biological process: chitin catabolic process; carbohydrate metabolic process.
AUGGGCAAGCUACUCAUCUGCGUCGGACUGGCUCUCCUGCUGCAUGUGCAGCUAGGAUCAUCCUACAUCCUGUCCUGUUAUUUCACUAACUGGGCACAGUACCGUCCUGGAGCAGGAAAGUACCUACCCACCAACAUUGACCCAUGUCUCUGUGACCACCUCAUCUAUGCCUUUGCAUCAAUGGACAACAACAUGAUCAAGACCUAUGAGUGGAACGAUGAAAAACUCUACGGACAGUUCCAGGCCCUAAAGAACCAGAACAGCAACCUGAAGACUCUGUUGGCCAUUGGAGGAUGGAACUUUGGUACUCAGAAGUUCACAGCCAUGGUGUCUAGUGCUGCCAAUCGUCAGACCUUCAUCAACAGUGUGAUCCAGUUUCUGCGUCAGUACCAGUUUGACGGUCUGGAUAUCGACUGGGAGUUCCCUUGCACUCGUGGCUCCCCACCUCAGGAUAAGCAGCUCUUCACUGUCCUGGUUCAGGAACUGAUGAGUGCCUUUGAGGCAGAGGCUAAGAAGACCAACCGUCCCCGCCUGAUGCUGACUGCUGCUGUCUCUGCUGGAAAGGGAGUCAUUGACACUGGAUACCAGAUUUCCCAGAUUGGAGCGGUCUUGGACUACAUCCACGUCAUGAGCUAUGACUUACACGGUUCCGGGGAGCCCACUGUUGGAGAGAACAGCCCUCUGUACAAGGGACCCGCUGACCAGGGACAAAUGAUCUACUACAAUGUGGACUAUGCUAUGAACUACUGGAAGAGCAAUGGUGCCCCAGCUGAGAAAUUGCUGGUUGGUUUCGCCACCUAUGGCCACAACUUCCGCCUGGCUUCCUCUAACACUGCUGUGGGAGCUCCCGCCAGUGGUCCUGGACCUGCUGGACCCUUCACUCAUCAGAGUGGCUUCUGGGCCUACUAUGAGAUCUGCACUUUCCUGAAGCAAGGCGCCACCCAGGCUUGGGACAGCCCCCAGGAUGUGCCAUAUGCCUACAACAAUGGUGUCUGGAUUGGAUAUGACAAUGUGAAGAGCUUCCAGAAUAAGGUUCAGUGGUUGAAGCAGGGUGGUUUUGGAGGAGCCAUGGUGUGGACUUUGGACCUGGAUGACUUCAGUGGAACUUUCUGUGGCCAGGGAAAAUAUCCUCUGAUCAACACCCUCAAGAGUGGACUGGGAACUGGAGCUUCUUGUAGUGCUCGUACUGACCCCCUGCCUCCAGUCGCACCCACCCAGCAGCUUCAGCCCAAGCCUGGCGGUGGUAGCGGCAAUGGUGGUAGCAGUGCAGGAUCUGGCUUCUGUGCUGGCAAGGCUAAUGGACCCUACCCAGACCCAACCAACAAGAACCACUUCUAUGAGUGCCAGCAGGGACACACCUACACCCAGAGCUGUGCCGCUGGCCUUGUGUUCGAUAACAGCUGCAAGUGCUGCAACUGGGCUUAA